GUUGUGGCACUUUGUUCAGCAGCUCUGUGCUGCCUGGUGAUAGUGAAUGUUCUCUCUUUUCAGGGCUGUGGUACAUGUAGAAGAGCGACUUGGCUAACGUUUUCUUAUUUUCAUGUGGGCCUCAUUUGUUCUCUCAGUCCGGAACAGGAAGGCCCCGGAGGGGUUGGGGUGUGUGUCUGAGCGUGUGUGAGUGUGAGAGACUGUUGGCAGGAUGAAACAAGAUACCCAUGUGUCAUAUUCCUAAAGAAACUCUGCUUAAACCAUGUUUGUCAUUUUUCAGUUAUGACGUAUUUAUUCUCCUAAAUUCCAGUUUAUUAAGCUGCCUGUGAUUGCUGCUUCUAAUGUCUGACAGAACAAAGGGAAUAACCUUGAUGGUUGUGAGCCAUAGUGUUGGCUGUAUUUAGAACUUUUCUUGGUAGAAUGGAGAGCUUUGAUCAUUGCUAAACCUCUGGGCAAACAUGAACCAUGGUGUUGCAAUGAGUAUAGGUUUAAUAGCUGAUGUGAUCGCAUCUAAUCUGCUGUUGUGUUGGGUUUGUCAUAUCACUGAACCCUUUAGGAUAUGCAUAUGAACCCUCCUAUGCUUAUCAGUGAACUGACAUUUGAUCAUCUUUGUGUGGAAUGUCUCUUUAAGGCUUGAGGAGUGGAUAUCAAGAGCUUUUUUUUUUUACUCUCGGAUGGAAACCAGAGUUGCAGUCAAAGCUAUGAACGGGUCAAGUGUGUGACCUGUCAGGGGUCCUUGGGAGGAUUUUCCCUUCGGGACUUGUGAAUAAAGGCUACAUCCUUGGAACGAGGCCCUCUGUUACUCUGACAAAGGAGGAGCCAAACACUCAAAGGUCUUCAUUUAUUGCCAGACACCCCUUUAUUCUUGUGCUUCUUACUCAGAGGAAAUGAGAUGGGAGCAGGAGCGAAGACCUGGGGAAUCCGGCUUUUCCAGUACUAGAUGUGUGUUGGAGAGGCUGUAUUAUUAGCAUUUAGAUAUGUGAUAUUAAUACUGACCUGUUUGUAAUCACAGCUGUACAAGAGGCCUUAUGCUGUGCAGAUGUUGGAGAUUACUUAGAGGUGGACAGUUGUGAAACAUGAGUUUCAUCAGCAGAGCUUCUUGAAUAUGCAUGUGAUGGAGAUUUUAGACAGAUCUCGGUUUGAAGCUUGUUAGAAAUAAUCUUCUACUUUUGGUCUGCAAGAAUGGGCCAAGUUCCUUUGGGUAUAACCUUGUUGUUACUGAAGGGGCUUGAGAAGAGGCAGAAACAUACUGUUAAUUACCAUGAGACAUUGUCCCUCAAUAGUAUGGACCAAUUCCCUCUUGCUGUCUCGUUACUAUAGGACUAUUCAGCAUUUGUCAUAAACAAAGCAUGGCACAAAGAUCAGCACCUAGCUGAACUACACGCUUGCAGCUGUGACUCCUGAAGGAUGGAGGUGUCGCGCAAUGUCAGUUAAAUGGUCCUGUGUGUUGUUGGGAAUAUCAUUUUGUGCUUAACGGAGAGGAGCGUUGCCAUGGUGAUUGUUAACCAUUGUCUGCCUUGUAGCAUAAAGAACAUAUUCAGACUCGUUUGUCACUGAUGCUAUGGAAAGGAUUUGAACUUCGUACUAUAAUGUCAGAAAUAUGCUGAAAUCAAAUGAAAACAGCAACAAUGGAAACCUGCAGUCCCCACUGACACAUCCUCUGGGACCUGACUGCCUUAGUCUGGCUGAGGAGGAGAUAAAGACCGAGUCUGAUGUGGUAGAGGGGAUGGAUGCAUCUUUACGAUCCAAAGUCCCUGAUCCUCCGGGGUCAGCGGAACGAUCAGCGGCACCACAGAAGAGAAAGGUGCCGAGUCCCACCCAUUCCUCCAAUGGACACUCUCCCUCAGACACCUCCCCCAGCCCUCUCAAGAAAAAGAAGAAGCCUGGGGCUGUCAACUGUAAUAACAAAGACCAGUCAGAGCUAAGACAUGGUCCCUUUUACUAUAUGAAGCAGCCAGCACUCACCACAGACCCUGUUGAUGUUGUACCGCAGGACGGCAGGAAUGACUUCUACUGCUGGCUGUGCCACCGCGAGGGCCAGGUGCUCUGCUGUGAGCUCUGCCCCAGGGUGUACCACGCCAAGUGCCUCAAACUACCAGCCGAGCCCGAGGGCGACUGGUUCUGUCCAGAGUGUGAGAAAAUAACAGUUGCUGAAUGCAUUGAAACCCAGAGCAAGGCAAUGACAAUGCUGACAAUAGACCAACUGUCAUACUUGCUCAAAUUUGCACUCCAAAAGAUUAAACAACCUGGGACAGAGCCUUUUCAGAAGCCAGUGUCUCUGGAACAGCACCCAGAUUAUGCAGAGUAUAUCUUUCACCCCAUGGACCUGUGUACUUUAGAGAAGAACAUCAAAAAGAAAAUGUAUGGCUGCACCGAAGCCUUUCUUGCGGAUAUGAAAUGGAUCUUACACAACUGCAUCAUUUAUAAUGGAGGUAAUCACAAACUAACAGCAACUGCGAAAGUCAUCGUUAAAAUCUGUGAACAUGAGAUGAAUGAGAUUGAGGUUUGUCCGGAGUGCUAUCUGUCUUCAUGCCAAAAAAGGGACAACUGGUUUUGUGAGCCAUGUAGUCAACCCCACCCCCUGGUCUGGGCUAAGCUCAAGGGUUUUCCUUUCUGGCCAGCAAAAGCACUUCGGGAAAAGGAUGGACAGGUAGACGCACGCUUCUUUGGGCAACACGAUAGGGCCUGGGUCCCCAUCAACAACUGUUACCUCAUGUCCAAAGAGAUCCCGUUCUCUGUGAAAAAAACAAAGAGCAUUUUCAACAGUGCCAUGCAAGAGAUGGAGGUCUAUGUGGAAAACAUUCGCAAGAAAUUUGGGGUCUUCAACUAUGCACCUUUCCGCACGCCCUACACACCUAACAAUCAGCUACAGAUGCUACUGGACCCCUCCAACCCCAGUGCUGGGACAGUGAAAACAGAGAAACCAGAUAAACUUCGUUUCAGCUUUGAUAUAACAGCAUCUCCUAAGAUGGUCCUGAGCAAGAGUUCCACAUCCAGUGGUAUGGGUCGGAGGGUUUCGAUGUCAGACAUGCCUCGGUCUCCCAUGAGCACCAACUCCUCUGUUCACACAGGAUCUGAUGGGGAGCAGGAUGUAGACAAGGCCGGCAGGAAUCCUGCCUUCCACUACAGCACUGGAGAGGAAUCAAUGGAUUGUACAGCAUCUCCUGUUUCAGGGAAGAUGGGUCCUGCAGGCAGUGUAUCCGGCAGCCCAAAGCCCUUUAACUCUGGACUGGUGCCCAAGCAGGAAAGGACUGCAGGCACAGGGGGCAUCCUCAAUCUCAACCUGGAUCGAGUGAAGGCUGAGAUGGAUCUGAAGGAGCUGAGUGAGACUGUGCAACAGCAACAGCAGCAUCAACAACAACAACAACAAGGAACAUCAGCUGCUGCCCCUACCCCAAAGAGACACAUCAGGAGCCUGGACAAGACUAUAGAAAGCUGCAAGGCACAGCUCGGGAUAGAUGAGAUUUCUGAAGAUGUAUAUAAAGGUGUGGAUCACAGUGACUCUGAGGACUCUGAGAAAUCGGACUCAAGUGACAGCGAGUAUCUCAGUGAUGAGGAACACAAGCCAAAGAGCUCCUCCCAGGAUGACAAGGACAAAGCAGAGAGAAAAAAGCCCAGAUCAAGCACAGAGGGAGAGAAUAAGGAGGGCGUUAAAGGGACAGGGACUAAAGCCACCCCUGAACCCCUGCUCAAAGAGAAGCAGGGUAGCAGUGGCCCAGAUAAGGACCUUCAGGACAAGCCCAGAACACCCCAGUGUCAACCACUCACUGACAGGCCCAAAGCCCCAGAGGAGGGCAAAGCAGCUCUGGUCUCAUCAGUGGCUGAGCAAGACUCUGAUUCUGAAAGAGAGCUGGUGAUUGACCUGGGGGAUGAACAUGGAGGCCGUGACUCAAAACGGGCACGAAGAGAUCCAGGCGCCUCCUCUGCCAAAACUGUCAAAGAAUCUAAUGUUGCCAAAUUGGAAGGUAAACCUUCUUCUACAUCAGCAGCAGCACCGUCACGGGAGGCUGUCUCCAACCUGAAAGACUCCUCGCAACCUGCCAUCACAGCAGCCCUCAACCUUGUUUCAGCUGCAGCUCUUCAGCCCAGCAUCAUCACAACAACAACAACAACAACAUCCAGUGGACCUACCAGUACUCCUUCUCCUGCCUCCACCUCAGUCUCCCCUUUAUCCCCAGCACCUGCAGCUGUAAAGAAACAGCGCCCUCUGCUGCCCAAAGAGACAGCUCAGGCCGUACAGCGAGCAGUGGUUUGGAAUCCCACCAAGUUUCAGGCGUCCUCUCAAAAGUGGCACAGGCAGCAGCAGCAGCAGCAGCAGCAUGGAGAGCAGUCAGCAGUGCAGAUGCAGGCCCAGGCUCAGGGGCAGACACGCAGUCCACAGCAGCUGCAGUUACAACAGCAGAACAAUUCCUCGAGUACCCGCUAUCAGACCAGACAAGCUGUCAAGGUACAACAAAAAGAUCUGCCUCAGAAUACAUCGUCGUCUACAGCUGCUGUUAGCUCAUCUUUCAUGUCAGGUGACUUACAGAUCCCCACAGUCUCAGCUGAUGUGGCUGCAGAUAUAGCCAAGUACACAAACAAAAUUAUGGAUACAAUAAAAGGGACAAUGACGGAAAUCUACAAUGACCUUUCCAAAAGCACAUCAGGAAACACAAUUGCAGAGAUUCGACGCUUAAGGAUAGAGAUCGAGAAACUCCAGUGGCUGCAUCAACAAGAGCUAUCAGAGAUGAAGCACAAUCUUGAACUGACAAUGGCAGAAAUGAGACAGAGUCUAGAGCAGGAAAGAGAACGGUUGGUGGCUGAGGUGAAAAAGCAGAUGGAGCUGGAAAAGCAGCAGGCGGUGGACGAGACCAAAAAGAAACAGUGGUGUGCCAACUGCAGGAAAGAGGCCAUCUUCUACUGCUGCUGGAAUACUAGCUACUGUGAUUACCCCUGCCAGCAGGCCCACUGGCCGGAGCACAUGAAGUCCUGCACGCAGUCAGCUUCAGCUUCGCAGCAGGAGCCAGAGGCAGAGCCCAACUCGGAUCCUUCUGUCAAAUCAUCAGGACACUCUCCUGCCACACAGAACCUGGCCUCGGGAGCAGGAUCCAUAUCAGACAAAAGCAACUCUCCCACAUAUUUGGACAAGAGCAAGGACAGUGCCGCCGUUACUGUGACUUAACUGCUACAUUACGGAAACUCUGGCAGAAUUUGCAAGGCCGUCGUGGGGCUUGGGCCGUCAAAUGUGCUGUCAAAAUUGGUUCUUGAAAGCCUGCACCUCUGUGACAAAUCACUUUGAUUUUUUUCAUUGUCAUGUACAUCUGCUUGGCACACAGUUUUAGUUUAUCCUUCAUUCCGACGCUCCACAAAUCUGUGUUCAGGUGGAUUUACCAUGUGAAAGUAGUCUGUCUUGAGAAAUAAAAUGCUUGUUUGUUCAUACUGUAGUUUUAUGUUAUAGCUUUGUUAUCACUUUAUUUCAAGCCAGAGCAAAUUGUCACCCCACAGAAUAUUUGCUACAUCAAUACUUUCACUGCUGCUCUUAAGUACUUCAUGGCAUUUUUUUUUUUAUUUUGCCGCUUGCUCUCCAUAGAACAAGAAAAAACAAACCGCCAUCAGUGACUGACACUCAUUUAUCAUGGCGCUAUCAGAGGUAUCUAUAGUUAUGCAAGUUUUAUUUUUAUUUUUUAAACAAUGUCCUCUACAUGUCAACUGAAGUAUUUUGAGUAAUGCAGGUUUAAACAUUGUUUUCAACCAUGUCCUCUUCAUGUCAGCAGUGGCAUUUCUGACUCCUGCAAGUUUUGUAUUGUAGUUCCACGUUGUAUAGACCUACAUAAAAAGAUCUGUGAUUCAAACUAACAAAAAAUUUAACUGUACAAAGUUUUUGUAAGAAAAUACCUGAACAAUAUUUAUAGUGUUAUAGGUUUUUAUAGUAUGUUUAAUGAUAUCACAUUUCUAUGUGUCUAAAAAAGUUAUUUGAAAAUAAAUUACUUCAAAUGAAUGUCAGCACUGAGCGAAGUCUCUCUUUAACUGGUUACCCAAAGCUGAUGUAAAUCCUGCUCAGACUGUGUCUAAAACUGGGUUGGCAUAAAUACAACCCGUGUUUUGGCUGGACAUUAUUUCCUGUGAGCAUGUCUGUUUUGACCUUGUGUCUUGUUAUUGUUUACAUAUUGUACAUACAAUAAAUGGACUUGUGAAGGAAAAAUAAAAUCAGUCUGAUCAACUUG
Molecule: messenger RNA, 6203 nt
Organism: Monopterus albus (swamp eel)
Lineage: Eukaryota; Metazoa; Chordata; Actinopteri; Synbranchiformes; Synbranchidae
Product: protein kinase C-binding protein 1-like
Exons: 20
Coding region: 1601-5161 (1186 amino acids)
Biological process (GO): regulation of DNA-templated transcription
Cellular component (GO): cytoplasm; nucleus
Molecular function (GO): protein binding; transcription corepressor activity
Source: RefSeq, a predicted model, not a curated record